AUGGAUCGUUACCGACGGAGAAGAAAAGAAGACGAAGAAGCGGAAUUAUCAAAAGCUUACGAGCAAUUUCGUGAAGCAUUCGAAGAUGGUACAUCGAUCGCUAGUAAAUCGUUUGUACGCGCUGCUGUAGUCAAUGCAAAUAAAGUUAUGGAAGACCUAAGUUCGAAACCUUCUAUCUACAAUCCAAAAAUUGAACUUGCGAAAAAAGCUUCGGUUGCACCGAAUUCAUUUGAACAAGCAAAAAGGAUCGCAGAAGAAAAAGCAAAACGUAUGAUGGAGGAAGCCCGAAAAGCUAAUUUAACAACAACUCGACCGCCUCGACCGGGAAAGGCACAGCAGAAAAGCCGAACAAGUAAUUUGGAAGCCUUCAAAGAGGAAUUGAAAAGCAUGCAAGAAGAGCGGGAGCAACGAAGACAUUUACGAUCUCAAAUGGAGCAGAUGGGCAUGGAAAAAGAAGCACUAGAUCGUAUUGCACCACUUAUUGAUAAUCCAUAUUUGCACGGAACUGGGGAAUAUGAUAAUGACCCGAAUACAACUAAUAUUUAUCUUUCUAAUUUGUCGCUUGAGAUAAAAAUUGAGGAUUUAUAUAAUACUUUCGGCACUUUUGGACCGCUAGCAUCCGCAAAAAUUUUAUAUCCCCGUGAAGAAGAUCGAAAACGGGAGCACUUGUGCGGUUUCAUAGCUUUCAUGAUUCGUAAGGAUACUGAUCGCGCCAUUCAAGGAAUGCAGGGUAAAUAUAUCAGGGGAUCUGAAGUACGCAUGUCUCUUGCUAAACCAGUCAGCAUACCACCGCAGCCGAUUUAUGUGCCGCCUGCUUUGUUGGAAUUUGCCAUGCCGGAUCCGCCUACUGGUUUACCGUUUAAUGCAAAACCACGGAAGUGUGAUCUGGAUGCACUGUUAAAGAAAUGUCCAUUGCCGCGUCUUGGUAGUUCGCUUCCGGAAUCCGGCCACGGUUUUGAGGAAUAUCAAAAGAUGCUCAGGAACGCCGUCGUGCGGGUAGUGGUCCCUACAGAAAGAAGUUUGUUGGUGUUAAUCCAUCGGACCAUAGAGUUUUUGGUACGUGAAGGACCACUAUUCGAAGCUAUGUUAAUGGGUCGAGAACGACAUAAUCCUGUAUAUCGGUUUCUUUUCGAUAAUCACCAUCCAGCACACGUUUAUUAUCGAUGGAAACUAUAUUCCAUACUACAAGGUGAAACACCACAAACUUGGCGCUUGCAGAAGUUUCGAAUGUUCGAUGAAGGCAGCUGGUGGCAGCCACCACCUCACAAUAUUCUAACUGGUGGAAUGCCCGAAUGUCUAUAUCAUACUGCUUUUGAUGGUGGUUUGCCGGCUGAAAAACCUAUAGUUAAAUCACGGAAAAGGAAAUACAGCAGCAGCGAGGACGAAGAAGAAGAUAGAAAAGAAAUUAAAACGAAAUGGCGAGGAGUCCUAAGCACUGCUGAACGAGACGAACUUGAGGAUAUACUUCGUGGACUUCUUCCUGAGAAAUCUUCCGUAGCAGAUGCAAUGGUUUGGUGUGUUGAACAUGCCACAUGCGCCAAAGAGAUCUCUCAGUGCUUGCACGAAUCACUAACUAUUGAUGAAACACCACUUCACAAAAAGAUCGCCAGAUUGUAUUUAGUUUCGGAUAUAUUGGCAAACUGUGCUGCUCGAGUUCGAGAUGUGUUUUAUUAUAGGCAAUAUAUUGGCAACUUGAUGCCCGAGAUUUUCAGAGAACUCAAUAAAACUUAUGAAAAAAUUUCGGCGCGCUUAAAAGCCGAACAAUUCAAGCAACGAGUGAUGUUAUGCUUUCGUACUUGGGAAGAUAAUUCAAUUUAUCCGACUGAUUUCCUUAUCCAAUUACAGAAUGUCUUCUUGGGCCUUGCGAAAGAAGACGAAGUAUCAGAGGAUGAUAUCGAUGGUGCUCCGAUCGAGGAAGGCCCAGAAGAAAUGAUUGCAAAGAAGGAAUCAAUUUUUGAAGAGGAAGACAUCGAUGGCGUACCUAUUGAAGAAGAUACCUUAGAAACACAACCAAAGAAAGCAGCGACAUUUAAACGGAGUCAGUGGGAUAUUGUAGAUCCAUCAAUUGUUGCAAGUCAAGCUGUAACUACUAGCAAAUGGGACCUAUUGGAAAACGGUAAGGAUGAUGAGUCGGCAGUGGGCAAAAUUGAUCAGGAAGACGACAUUGAUGGUGCUCCGAUCGACGAUGAUAAGAAUGGUAGUGAAGAUGGAGAAUGUCCAGAUGAAGAUGAUGAUGACAAAAUAACUUCAAGUUUGCAACAAUCUUUGAAUUCAUCUGCUGCACGCCUCGAUGAGGAAAGGCGAAAGAUUCUGCGUGAAAUUGAGGUGAAAGUAGUCAAGUAUCAGGAUGAAUUGGAAUCUCAAAGAUGUGAAGAUAUUCCUGCCCAGGUAGAAAAGUAUCGUGCUUCUUUGUUGAAACAGAUGGAAGAAAAGCUGGAUGCGCUAAACGAACAAAAAGACAAGAAGAAGAAAAAAGGAACAAAAAGAUCCAGAAGUAGAAAACGAGAAGACAAAAAAGAUGACAAAAGUAUCCGAGAAAGAGAACGUGAACGAAGUAAAGGUGAGAUCGAAAGAAAUGAACGAACACGAGACAGAGAUCGGGAAAGAGGUCGUGAGAGGGGGCGUGAGCGCGACAGAUCAAGAUCACGGUCAAAAGAAAGACGAAUGUUAAGAAGAGAACGCAGUCCAGACAGAAGGAAGCGUUAA
Molecule: messenger RNA, 2706 nt
Organism: Cercopithifilaria johnstoni
Lineage: Eukaryota; Metazoa; Nematoda; Chromadorea; Rhabditida; Onchocercidae
Source: the annotation of a GenBank genome assembly